Messenger RNA from Fragaria vesca subsp. vesca, 1560 nucleotides. RefSeq names its product squalene monooxygenase-like. Gene Ontology annotation, cellular component: endoplasmic reticulum; membrane. Gene Ontology annotation, molecular function: squalene monooxygenase activity; flavin adenine dinucleotide binding. Gene Ontology annotation, biological process: sterol biosynthetic process. The coding region runs from base 1 to 1560 and encodes 519 amino acids. NCBI's taxonomy places the organism in Eukaryota, Viridiplantae, Streptophyta, Magnoliopsida, Rosales, Rosaceae. The record is from RefSeq and is a predicted model, not a curated record. The transcript is spliced from 8 exons.
AUGGUGUCCUACGAGUACGUUCUAGGUGGAGUCCUGGCUUCUCUGCUGGCCUCUGUUUACAUCAUGAUUAUUUAUAGUGCUAGAAAGGUGGCGGGUACAAAAAACAGUGAUAAUGGGUCUAUCAGGAUGCCACAAAACGAUGAAGAGAAAGGUACCGACGUCGUCAUUGUUGGCGCUGGAGUUGCCGGUGCAGCUCUUGCUUACACUCUUUCUAAGGAAGGACGUCGCGUGCAUGUCAUCGAAAGAGACUUGAGUGAGCCGGACAGAAUUGUUGGUGAGCUUUUGCAGCCUGGGGGUUAUCUCAAAUUGAUCGAGCUAGGUCUUGAGGACUGCGCAAAUGAAUCCAUUGAUGCUCAGAAGGUGUUUGGUUAUGCUAUCUACAAAGAUGGGAGGGACACAAUACUUUCUUAUUCCUUGGAGAAUUGCGAUCCAGAUAUAGCAGCAGGGAGAAGUUUCCACAAUGGGCGUUUCAUCCAAAGAAUGCGUGGAAAAGCUAAAACUCUUCCAAAUGUAAAAUUGGAACAAGGGACAGUGACAACUCUAAUUGAAGAAAAGGGCACCAUCAAAGGAGUGAUUUACAAGAACAAAGCUGGAGAGGAGUUGAGAACAUAUGCUCCUCUUACAAUCGUGUGUGAUGGCUGCUUUUCAAAUCUGCGAAAAAAUCUCAGCGCUUCAAAGGUUGAAAGUCCCUCAUGUAUUGUUGGUUUCAUAUUGGAGAACUGUGACCUUCCACAUGCAAAUCAUGGUCAUGUAAUUUUGGGCGACCCUUCUCCUAUCGUGUUUUAUCCUAUCAGCAACACAGAGAUUCGUUGUCUGGUUGAUAUCCCAGGAACAAAAAUUCCUUCAGUAGCUAAUGGUGAAAUGGCCAAGUAUUUGAAAACCGUGGUGGCUCCUCAGAUUCCUCCUCAGCUCUACAAUUCUUUUAUAGCUGCAAUUGAUAAGGGAAACAUUAGAUCUAUGCCAAACAAAAGCAUGGCUGCAAAUCCACUUCCCACUCCUGGAGCACUUUUAUUGGGGGAUUCAUUCAACAUGAGGCAUCCUUUAACUGGAGGAGGAAUGACUGUGGCUCUUUCAGACAUCGUUCUUCUUCGGGAUCUUCUUAGACCCUUACAUGAUCUCAAUGAUGCACCUGCCUUGUGCGAAUACCUUGAAUCAUUCUAUACAUUGCGUAAGCCUAUGUCAUCUACCAUCAACACAUUAGCAGAUGCCUUGUACAAGGUGUUGUCUGCGUCGCCUGAUCCCGCAAGACAAGAAAUGCGUGAAGCAUGUUUUGGUUAUUGGAGCCUUGGAGGUAUACGUAUCUGUGGUUAUGGACCAGUUUCUCUUCUCUCUGGACUUAACCCUCGUCCAUCGCACAUGUUUCUCCAUUUCUUUGCUAUUGCUAUCUAUGGUGUCUGGCGCUUGAUGCUUCCAUUACCUUCUCCUCAACGCACAUGGCUUGCGGUUAGAUUGCUCUUGUAUGCAUCAGGGAUCAUAUUUCCCAUUAUAAUUGGUGAAGGAAUUAGACAGACGUUCUUUCCUGCAACAGUGCCGGCAUAUUACAGAGCUCCUCCUGUUUAA